Dalotia coriaria is the source of this 1076-nucleotide messenger RNA. RefSeq names its product Probable tRNA N6-adenosine threonylcarbamoyltransferase Tcs3 (gene Tcs3). Bases 1 to 1008 code for a protein of 335 amino acids. Gene Ontology annotation, biological process: tRNA threonylcarbamoyladenosine modification. Gene Ontology annotation, cellular component: EKC/KEOPS complex; cytoplasm. Lineage: Eukaryota; Metazoa; Arthropoda; Insecta; Coleoptera; Staphylinidae. The transcript has 2 exons. The record is from RefSeq and is a predicted model, not a curated record.
AUGGUAAUUGCGAUUGGUUUUGAAGGCAGUGCCAACAAAUUAGGCAUUGGAAUAGUGAAAGAUGGCAAAGUAUUAAGUAACUGUCGAAGAACCUAUAUCACACCACCUGGUGAAGGAUUUAUGCCUAGAGAAACAGCUCAUCAUCACCGUAGUGUGAUUCUUACUGUGCUAAAAGAAGCUUUAGAUCAAGCUAAGAUCAGCACAGAUGAUAUUGAUGUUGUUUGUUAUACAAAAGGACCUGGUAUGGGUGCUCCUCUUCAUACAACUGCAAUUGUUGCUAGGACAGUUGCACAAAUAUGGAAUAAACCACUUCUGGGGGUUAAUCAUUGCAUUGGACACAUAGAAAUGGGUAGACUCAUCACUGGAGCUAAAAACCCCACAGUUCUCUACGUCAGCGGUGGAAACACGCAAGUAAUCGCUUAUUCCCGCAAACGCUAUCGAAUUUUCGGCGAAACAAUCGACAUCGCCGUUGGAAACUGCCUGGAUCGCUUCGCACGUGUCAUCAAACUCUCAAAUGACCCUAGUCCUGGCUAUAACAUUGAACAGAAAGCGAAAAAAGGCAAGAAAUUCUUCGCUCUGCCAUACUGUGUCAAAGGAAUGGAUGUGAGUUUCUCUGGGAUUUUAUCUAGCAUCGAACAGAAAGCUCCGCACCUUUUAGCUCAAGGCUACACGGUGGAAGAUCUAUGCUAUUCAUUGCAAGAGACAAUUUUCGCUAUGUUGGUAGAAACUACAGAGCGUGCAUUAGCACAUUGCGAAUCCAAUGAAGUAUUGAUCGUUGGUGGUGUGGGUUGUAAUGAGCGUCUGCAGGAGAUGAUGGGUCAGAUGUGUGAGGAACGAGGCGCGAAGUUAUUCGCUACUGAUGAGCGAUUUUGUAUUGAUAAUGGCGUGAUGAUUGCGCAUGCAGGUGCGGAGAUGUUCAGAUCGGGGAGUGAGAUGUUGUGGAAGGAUAGUUUUAUCACGCAGAGGUUUCGGACUGAUGAGGUCGAAACAACAUGGAGAGAUGAUUAAGUUUUAAAGUAAAAUGUUUAAUUUUGGAUGUAUUUUGCGAUUGCAAGAGUAUAAAAUUGAAAAUUUCA